AUGUCCUCCCUCCGCCUGGCCGGCAAGCACUGCGCUGUCGUUGGAGCGACUGGCAUUCUCGGCCGUCACAUCGCCAAGGCCUUCGCUUCCAACGGUGCCGUCGUCUCUCUCCUCGGCCGAACCGCCGUUGCAUCCCGCCACGAGCUCGAGCGCGAUCUGGUCACGUACACGCCAUCGUCAUCCCCUGAUGCGGAGAUACCCACGGCCCAUCGGUUCAUACGUUUGGACGUGGCCGAUCCGGCCGCGAUAAGGACCGUCUUCGCCGGAAAUACCGGGCGGGGAUCGGCACCUGCGUCCAUGGCCGAAUCGGACGCUGCCGCCAAGCCGACGGAUCUGGCCUCUGUCGGAUCGCUCGAUGUCCUUGUCAACUGCGCCGGCAUUUCGCAGACGACACUUCUCAGGCGUACAUCUGACCCGGAGCUUGCCAGCAUCCUCGACACGAACCUUCUCGCCACGAUGCUCGUGUGCAAGUAUGCCAAGGUCCGUCCUGGCGGGUGCAUCAUCAACAUCGCCAGCCUCAUGGCCACCAAGGGAGGGCUUGGUGCCACUGCCUAUGCAGCCUCCAAGGCUGGUGUGGUCGGCUUCACCCGUGCCCUCUGCCGUGAGAUGUCCGCCAGAUCUAUCCGCGUCAACGCCCUGCUGCCGGGAUGGGUUCAGAGCCCCAUGUGGGAUCGUGAGUACACCUCCCGAGAUGAUUUUGCGCCAAGUUUUCGUCGUCAUCAUGAACACCUCCCAACCCCCAAUCCGCUUCUUCCGUUUGCUGAUAUUCUUUCCCGCCAUCCCUCAGAGCUAAAGGCCGAGUUGAAGGAGGCCCAUCUUCGAGAUACCCCCCUCCACCGCGUGGCAGAUCCUGCCGAGGUCGCCGACGCGGCCAUCUUCCUUGCCGCCAACGGGUUUGCGAACAACUGCGUGCUGAACCUUGACGGCGGUUUGAGCGCGGCCUGA
Molecule: messenger RNA, 945 nt
Organism: Drechmeria coniospora
Lineage: Eukaryota; Fungi; Ascomycota; Sordariomycetes; Hypocreales; Ophiocordycipitaceae
Product: 3-ketoacyl- reductase
Exons: 3
Coding region: 1-945 (314 amino acids)
Molecular function (GO): oxidoreductase activity, acting on the CH-OH group of donors, NAD or NADP as acceptor
Source: RefSeq, a predicted model, not a curated record